CCCGCGGCCCGGCGGUGAAUGGUGUCCGUGCGACGGAACCCCGCGGCGCGGCGCGGGGAGCGGCCGGGCCGGGCCGGGGCGGCGGGGGGCGGAGCGGGGCCAGGAUGAGCACCAAGCAGGUCACCUGCAGGUACUACUUGCAAGGAGUGUGUCGGGAGGGAAGCAAGUGUCUCUUCUCGCAUGACUUGUCUACGAGCAAGUCCUCUACCAUCUGCAAGUACUACCAGAAGGGACAGUGUGCCUAUGGGACUCGGUGCAGGUACGACCACACCAGGCUCCCUGCCCCAGGGGGGGCAGCAGCCCCUGCGCCGACCCCCCGCUCCUCGGCCGCGCUGCACAACCCUCGCCACCCCCCUGAGCAGAGCGCGCCCAUCGUCCGGAGCAAGCUGCGCGAGACGGGCAAGCGGGAGAAGAAGACACUGGUGCUCAGGGACAGAAAUCUGUGUGGCUUGAAUGAAGAGAAGCAGAAGCCCGGCGCGGCGAGCGAGGUGGUGUGUUGCAGUGACCAAAAUGAUAACCUGGAAGUGAAGCCCCACUCCUACCUGGAAGCUAUCUGCAGUGGGCUGGAGGAGCCGGCGGCCGGCAGCGCCUGUGCCGAUGGGGAGCAGCUGUGUCCUUACGCGGCGGCGGGAGCCUGCCACUUCGGGGACCGCUGCCUCUACCUCCACGGGGACGUCUGCGAGAUAUGUGGCUUGCAAGUACUUCACCCUUUCGACCAGGAGCAGAGGAAGGCUCACGAGAUGAUGUGCAUGGCGACGUUCGAGCACGACAUGGAGAAGGCCUUUGCCUUUCAGGCAAGUCAGGACAAAGUGUGCAGUAUCUGCAUGGAAGUGGUGUACGAGAAACCCUCGGCCUCCGAGAGGAGGUUUGGGAUCCUUUCCAACUGCAACCAUACCUACUGCUUGUCUUGCAUCCGGCAGUGGAGAUGUGCCAAGCAGUUCGAGAAUCCCAUCAUAAAGUCCUGCCCAGAGUGCCGUGUGAUAUCCGAGUUUGUCAUCCCCAGUGCUUACUGGGUGGAAGACCAGGAGAAGAAAAACGAGCUGAUCGAAGCGUUUAAGCAGGGAGUGGGGAAAAAGCCCUGCAAGUACUUUGAACAAGGGAAAGGAACUUGCCCCUUUGGAGGGAAGUGUCUCUACCUUCACGCUUACCCAGACGGGACACGAGCGGAACCUGAGAAACCGCGGAAGCAGCUGAGCUCUGAGGGCACCGUGCGGUUCUUCAAUUCUGUCCGACUGUGGGACUUCAUCGAGGACCGGGAGAGUCGGACUGUGAGCAGCACAGAGGAUGGAGUCACGGAACUUGGAGAACUUUUCAUGCACCUUUCCGGGGCGGAUGAGGAUUCCACCACUUCUCAAUAAAGAGCCCCAAAGGUGGUGUCUUCUCCAGCGAGCGAGCUGGUGGUGAUUCAACUGUGCUUUUUACUCUCUACAGCACGCUUAGAGUGGCCGUGCCCCGUGGUUUACUUGUGCAGUCUUGGUAAAGUUUUCAGAUAGUUUUGGGUUGGGUUUGUUUGGGUUUUUUUUUUUUUGUAUGGCAACAAAAAUCCGAAAAUAUAUUUAAAAAGGUUAAACUGAUUGCAUGGAAAAAAAAAAUCCCUCCAUCCCAAGAGGGUUUUCUCCCUCUUUGGCCUAACGUGCGCUGUCUUGUGAGCUGAGUGGUCGUGUAAAUACAGCUCCUCUCUUACCAGUUAAAGCUUAAGCUGUUCAAAACUUGC
Molecule: messenger RNA, 1714 nt
Organism: Calidris pugnax (ruff)
Lineage: Eukaryota; Metazoa; Chordata; Aves; Charadriiformes; Scolopacidae
Gene: MKRN2
Product: makorin ring finger protein 2
Exons: 8
Coding region: 105-1358 (417 amino acids)
Biological process (GO): protein polyubiquitination
Molecular function (GO): ubiquitin protein ligase activity; metal ion binding
Source: RefSeq, a predicted model, not a curated record